This is a messenger RNA of Anopheles funestus (African malaria mosquito), 4513 nucleotides long. It is a transcript of the gene Tango1, whose product is annotated as transport and Golgi organization protein 1. The coding region runs from base 95 to 4258 and encodes 1387 amino acids. Lineage: Eukaryota; Metazoa; Arthropoda; Insecta; Diptera; Culicidae. The record is from RefSeq and is a predicted model, not a curated record. Gene Ontology annotation, cellular component: endoplasmic reticulum membrane; endoplasmic reticulum exit site. Gene Ontology annotation, biological process: vesicle cargo loading; endoplasmic reticulum to Golgi vesicle-mediated transport; protein secretion. The transcript is spliced from 8 exons.
AUGUCAAAAAGCCGAUUUUGACAGUUGCAAAUUACAAGGAAAAAAAUAUUCCUGAUGUUCAAGAAGUGAUGUGGCUUAGAUUUAGAGGAAAACCAUGAAAAUAUCCGUUGUUAAUUGUUUUGUACAUACAUUGUGUUUAGUUUUAGUAUUCCUAGUUCUCGAAACAUCCAGCAAAGAAUGCGGGGACCCAAAGUGCGAAAGUGUGAUUGCAAAAGGCAGAGCUGUUCUACGGUUUCGUGGCGGUGGCGAAAAGAAAGUGAAUCUGGACCAGAAUGAAGCCGUCGAUAUAUUAGCCAAAAAUAUUGGCAAAGAUAAGGAGUUUCUUGUGCGAAAGGCUACUGGCAAGAUCGGUCUGGCACCAAAGGAUUUUAUUCGAGAGGUUAGCAUCGUGAUAAAAUCGAUUGAUCGAGUUAAAGUCGACGACACGGUAGACACAAGUCUGGAUAUCAAGCCAACGCAACCUGUUACCGAGGAAGAGAAAGUUUUGCAAACGACCGUGGUUGAGGGGACUGUCCUAACGAAUGAUGUUCUUUCGGACAGUUCGUCGGUUGAACCUGCCGCAAUAGAUGCGCCGUCUAGCGUGAAAUCAACUCCUACGUUGGAAGUGGUACCCAGCACACAGCCAGUUGAAGACAACCUACCGAAUGGUGCAGAUGUUUCGAAAAAUGAGACAGUUGAAGAAAAUGACGACGAUUCGGAAGAACUACUUGAAGCCGAAGAUACCGAAGAGGAUGAAGAAGAGGAAGAGGGCGAGGAUGUUAGUGAAGAAGACGAAGAUGAUGCACCAGAUACCAACAAUGAAGUAGAGAAAGAAGAAGCAGAGGAUAAUAACGCCGAUGAUGUUAGUGGCGAAGCCACUACUGCUGAAGGUCCAAAAACUGAAGUUACUUCUGAAGAGGUGCUACCAAAUGAUGGUCAAGACGAUGCCAAGCGUCCGCAAGCUGUUGCUGAAGAGAUACAAUCCAAGCCGGACGAUAGUGUGCAGAAUACAAGCGAAUCGGUACCUUCCACAAACCAAAUCAACAUCCAACCCUCGGUGAAAGAUAAUGAAGACAUAGAACAACAACCAGGUGCUGAUAAAGUUGAUGAAAAUGUCACAGAAGAUAGCACAACUGUAACAGAACAAGCAACGCAAAGCGAUGAUAAAUCGACAGAAACUGAUGAAAAUUUUAAUGGUUUAAGUGUAUCUGGUUCGGUGCAAAUGGAACCUGAAAAUUCUACCGAUGCAACGACUGAAAAUCCAACCGCUUCGGAAAAUGAUCCUCCAAGCGAAAUGGUUACCCAGCAACCCGUAGUUACGCAAGUUGUCCAAGAUUCUCCCACGAUGGAUUCUGUCUCGAUAGCCGAUGAAGUUACGACACCAUUAAGCAUUGUAGAGAUGACUGAAACUGAAGUACCUGUAACGAUGUUGCCCCCUGAAGUAGUUACGGAUGUUGUUCAGCCUCUUCCAGCUGAACCGGCCCCUGUCACCGAAACGGAAGAUGCGCCUAGCACAGUUGAGACUUCGAAAUAUUCGGAUAGUCAACCAACGCCGCCCAGCCGCAUCCUUGGAGGUGGUUUGGGUAAUUUAUUGGCACAUAGUCAUCAUCACCAUCACCAUCAUCAUCAUGGCCAUCACGAUCAUCAUCAUGGCCAUCACCAUCACGAUCAUCAACAUAAUCAUCAGUUGGAUACGGAACAGAGGGCACCGGAAGUAAAACAUGCCGAGAAAAACAUAAAUGUGCAGACAGUUGCCGACACACAUCUACAUUUGCCGGCACAAGUUGACGUACCGCAAACCACACUUCCGCAGGACGAGGAUGCUGGUAAUGUUCGACAAAAUGCCGAGCCUUUUGAAAAUAAUCAUUUACACAGCUCUGAAAUCGUUCCACCCGUUAAAGAACUGGCUAGCAACGGCAAUGAAGUGCCUGCAGAAAACGGAUAUUGUGACAGUACAGGUAUCGAUUGUCCCCCGCCAACAGCACCACACGUACCACCGUCGAUCAAACAAUCGAACGGUGGAUCAGAUUAUAAUCCGAUGGACCGAGAUGUGCACAACAACGAAAAAGAACCUGAACAGCCUCAGCAUAUGGCACCUGAUGACCGUACGGAACACCUGCAAGACGUUUUUGGUGGUGAAAAGCAGGAACAACUGACAGGAGAUUACAUCGAAGUGUUUGUACAAGAAGCGCUCAAGUUAAGCGAUCUUAUCCUUAUGCUAGCGAUCACAUCCUUCACGUUGUUGGUGUUUUCUCUGGGACAUUAUCUAAUUAAUAAGAAUCGGCGAGAGAAACCGCUCAUAUACAAGCUGAACAUGAUCGAGCGCGAUCUGAUGACGUCGUACAAAGAGAGCGCGCUGCUAAAAGCUGAGCUGCAGGAAACGAAGCAUAAGCUAACGAGCAUUGAAAACAAUUCAUUCGGUUCAAACGAUAUGGUGAUCGCACUGAAGGCGGAACUGGAAGCUGCUGAGCAGGCGAAACUAGAGCUGCAAGAUCAAAUAGCCGGUCUAGAAAAGGAGUUGGAAAAUGCCGCCGAAGCUGGUCUGGAGCUGAACAAAAUGGUGGCGGAGCUGUUAAAUCAAAACGGAAGCGAUUCGAUCGCGCUGAGCGUGGAAGAGCUUCAGCGUCAGUUAAACGAACAGCAGCAAACCAUUUUAUCGAUGAAUGCAUCGCUGGCCGAAAAGAGUCGUGAAAACAGCGAGCUACAGAUUGCGAUCGGUAAUCAAACGGGUAAAUUUAACGAACGUUUGGAAGAGCUGGAAAAGGCGCGCACUGAGCUGACCGAUCGUCGCAAACAGCUCGAGGAAGAAGUGGCCAGCUUGCAGUCGGAACAGAGAACGAAAGUGGACAGUAUGCGUAAAGAAACUGGUGCAGAAAUUGAUCGUUUAACUAAGGAAUUGAAGACCGCUCAAAGUAAAGCAGACGAAAGCCGCAAAGCUCUGGUAGCAAUGGAAGCGAAAUGUGAAGCACUUGAAGAGUGCAUAAAGGAAGUGAAAUCUGACGGUGGAAAUACUGGAAAAGGAAUGAUUGAUUCGAUUGAAUUGAAAGCCCAAAUAGCACUGUUGACCAAGGAAAAGGUGAACAUGCAGGAUAAAUUACAGGGUGAAAUUAUUGCUCGCCAGCUAGUGGAAGAUCACAUGAAGAUGGUAAACGAAGAAAUUUCGACACUUAAGCGAGAGUAUGGCAAAGCGGAAAAAGAUAAGCUGGAAGCAGAGACCAGACUGGAAGUGUUGUCGUCUUACUUUAAGGAUAAGGAAACACAAUUGCAAAAAGAACUAAGCGUGAAGGAAGCAAUGUGGAUGCAGCAACAGGGUGAAACGACCACUACGGUUGAAAAGAUACGCCACAUGCAGGAUGAAAUACAACAACUGAAAUCGCAAAACGAUAAGCUGCGGGCAGAAAUUGAAGCGCAAGCAACGGCACAUAAGGCGCAAUACACUACGCUUGAAACACGGUCGCACGAUGCAUGGCUUACCGCCCGACAGGCAGAACGUCGACUAGAGGAAGCCCGUAGCGAGUCCAGUGCACUACGGCGGAAGCUUACGGCGCUUGGUGAUAUCUCUGCUUCCAGCGAUGGUAUGGUAAACUUACCAAAUGCUUCCAUUACGCAAACCGAUCUCGGCCUAACUGCCCCCUCGCCUAUUCGCGUGGAGUCACCGAAUGCUCCUCAACUGUUGGGAGUGCUUCCACCGCCACCGUUUAUGCCACCAUUUAUGCCUGGUCCUCCGCCUCCGUUUAUGCCACCCUUCAUGCCACCACCACACGGUCCGGGUGAAAUGAGACCUCCACCACUGGGACGAUUAAUGUCACCGCCACCACCACCGAACAAUCGAUACUCUCCCAACAACAUAAUUGAUGCGCGAGAUCGAUACAGCCCGGACCGAGGUCGUUACUCACCGGACAGCCGGUACGACUAUUCCGUCAUGUCGACGUACGAAACCGAGAACGACUUUAGUCCACCGCCUUCACCGCCACAUCAUACACGUCACUCGAACUACGAUCGUGACCGGGAGCGUGAGCGGGAUCGGGAUCGGGAUCGUGAUCGUGAACGGGAUCGUGAUCGGGGCAGUGAUCGUGAACGGCCACACCGUGAUGGGCGCGGUAGCGGUAGUGGAGGUUAUUCGAGAGGUUAUACACCGACGGGUAUGCGCACUUCACCCCCUAUUCAGGAUCCAAGGAACAAAAAAUACGCAGGUGGUUUUAGCUCCGGUUCACAGGAUUCACUCGGUACAAGGAAAAGUUCAGGAAAAUAUAGAGGUACAGGAAAACCAGUACUAUAGGAUGCUGCUCUGGGUGUAAAACAAGAAUAUGUGUAAGCAAGUAGGAACAUUAAUCAAAACCGGCUAACAGAUUUAUGGAGAUGCUAUUUUAAAACCUUUGUCCUCAGUGUGAACAUUAAUCAGACACAGUGUACUCCCACGCGAAAAGUCACAUGGAAAGCUACCCAGCAUGAGUUGUUCCAUGAAUGCCGGAAAAAUACUAGGAAACGAUUGAAUGAGGAAAGUUGGAAAAAAUAAAUAUAAAUUCAAACAUCA